Molecule: messenger RNA, 6797 nt
Organism: Drosophila yakuba
Lineage: Eukaryota; Metazoa; Arthropoda; Insecta; Diptera; Drosophilidae
Gene: ATP8B
Product: phospholipid-transporting ATPase ID
Exons: 20
Coding region: 330-5507 (1725 amino acids)
Biological process (GO): phospholipid translocation; Golgi organization
Cellular component (GO): plasma membrane
Molecular function (GO): ATP hydrolysis activity; magnesium ion binding; ATP binding
Source: RefSeq, a predicted model, not a curated record
CGGCAGUUGGCCAUUUGGCUUUGGCGUUAGCCGUUUUUGUUUAUCGCGCUGCGGACCGACUUGCAUUUCGCGUUGCCUUGGGCCACUUAAAUAGAAUAUAACUCCCUGCUUCGCGAAAAACUCGAGUUGCAGUUUUAAAUUAAGGUGUUUCCGCGUUUCCACAAAAACUUCCGAGGAAAACUAAACUAAACUAAAAGGCAAAAAAAGGCAAAAAACGGAAAAACGAAACGCAAGCGGUGCAAAAUAAGUGCAAGAAAUGUGCUAAAAAUAAUGAAGUGUAAUGUGGACGCCUCAUAUCGAUACUGUUCCACCUAUAGCCUAAGCUGGUCAUGAUCGGGGGCAGGAGAUGCAGCGAGGCCGCCCGGCGGCUAAGAAGGCGUCCUGACACGCUGGAACUAUCAGUCCUGGAUGGCCAACCUAUGGAAACGGAACUCCAGGAGGACAAUGAGCGGACCCCAACAACGGGAGCCGGAAAUGGGAAUGAAUCCGGCACAGAAGCUGUCGAAGCAUCGUGCUCGGCGUCCAGCAAAAGAACACGCUGGUUUCAAUUCGCCAGGAGCUCCAAAAAUCGAAGGAAACGAUUGCGCUGUGAUGAAGAUGAGGAAGUUGUGCAGCAGGACAGAAGGAAUUCCGAUGUGGAGGGCAGUCGGAGGGCCUGCCUUGCCCAACCUGAGGGCAUGAAUAUAGGCAGCUCCACUCAAACCAUCGCCACACCCCUGAUGGUGGGUGAUAGUUUCUACAGCCUGGCGCCGGGAGGAGGAAAUCCAUCAGCCCACAAAUCCGAUGACCAGGAGCUGUACAAGCAGAGAGAUCCUUCGGUGGCCUCGGAGUCAAAGUCGGUGCCCAGUAUGAGACGUCUUUCCCAGAUUAGAAGGCGCCGCAGCUCGUACUACUUUUCGGAAAACGAACGUAGAAUUCGAGCCAACGACAAGGAGUUCAAUGCCCAGUUCAAAUAUCACAACAACUACAUCAAGACCUCCAAGUAUUCGCUGUUCACGUUUCUGCCUUUCAAUCUGCUGGAGCAAUUCCAGCGGUUGGCCAACUUCUAUUUCCUUUGUCUGUUGGUCCUCCAGCUGAUACCCGCGAUAUCCUCUCUCACUCCGGUGACCACAGCGAUUCCUCUGAUAGGAGUACUUACUCUGACGGCUGUUAAGGAUGCCUAUGAUGAUAUUCAACGGCAUAUUUCUGACUCGCAGGUGAACAAUCGCAAGUCGAAAACGCUGCGCAAUGGCAAGUUGGUGGAGGCCAAGUGGUCUGAGGUACAGGUGGGCGAUGUCAUUCGGCUGGACAACAAUCAGUUCGUGGCCGCCGACACCCUGUUGCUGUCCACAUCCGAGCCAAAUGGUCUGUGUUUCAUCGAGACAGCUGAACUGGAUGGGGAGACGAAUCUCAAGGCAAAGCAAUGCCUGACGGAAACCAUCGAGCUGGGUGAUCGCCACGAUCUGCUCUGGAACUUCAACGGCGAGAUCAUCUGCGAGCGGCCCAACAAUCUGCUGAACAAAUUCGAUGGCACCUUGAUCUGGCGGGGUCAGAGGUUCGCCCUGGACAACGAGAAGAUCCUGCUGAGAGGCUGUGUCCUACGGAACACGCAGUGGUGCUAUGGCGUGGUGGUCUUUGCCGGAGUGGACACCAAGUUGAUGCAGAAUUCCGGAAAGACGCAGUUCAAGAGCACUGGUGUGGAUCGCCUGCUCAACUUUAUUAUUAUUGGGAUCGUCCUCUUUCUGGUGUCGAUUUGUGCCCUUUUCGCGAUAGGCUGUGCCAUCUGGGAGGGCCUGAUUGGCCAGCACUUCCAGUUGUAUCUGCCUUGGGAGCACAUCAUACCCAAAGAUUACAUACCCACGGGAGCAACAGUCAUUGGAUUGCUGGUCUUCUUCUCGUAUGCCAUAGUCUUAAACACAGUUGUGCCAAUCUCACUCUACGUUUCAGUAGAGGUUAUACGCUUCGUACAGUCGUUUCUCAUCAACUGGGAUGAGGAGAUGUACUACCCGACCACCAAUACCUAUGCCAAAGCCCGCACCACCACGCUCAACGAGGAGCUGGGCCAGAUCCAGUACAUAUUCUCGGAUAAGACGGGCACCCUCACCCAGAACAUCAUGACGUUCAACAAGUGCAGCAUCAAUGGGCGCAGUUAUGGCGAUGUGAUUGACCUGCGCACCGGCGAGCUGGUCGAGAUUACGGAGCAGCAAACAAUUUUCCAAAAUAGCAACACCAACAACCGACCCAGUCCCACAUGUGGAGCUAUCGUAGCACCACCUGCAGCACCACCCCCCAUCAUCCUAGUGCACAAGGCCGAGGUCCAUGCGAAGAAAAGUUCUCUGUUGGUGUCAUCCUCCGGGGAGGCGCAAGUGGUGCCAGAAAGACCCAAAUCGGAUGACGAGCGCCCUGCUCCGCCGUUGGAGGCCGGUGAAAAGCGGCCAGGACUCAAGCAUGUGCGCUACUCGGCGCCCAGUAGAAGUCAGGACGAAGACUCUGGUCGCUUGUCGCCCAGAGUGAGUGGAAGUCGAGGACUUAGUCCACCCAUUGGCAAUGAGGAGCGACGAAGCAGUGGAGGCUUCAAAAGGAUUGGAGCCGGAUGUAUGCAGCGCCAAUUGUCCCGCACUAGCAGUUGCGACAAAGUAAAGAUUUUGCAUGACAGCCAACAGACAGAAACACACAACAUGCACCAUUCAAGUCACAAUCGCAAGCGAUUAGUCAAGAUCCGGUUUAAAAAAGCGCCAUCAACAGCCACGCUGGGUGUUGUCUUCUCUCAGCUCGAGCACCACCUCGAAGAGGAGCCACAAUCCACAUCCGCACUUAGCACCACCAAGCACCACCAUCGUCACAAGGCAUUCGCCACCAAUUGGAGUUCGUCGCCUCACAGAGUGCACGCCCUUCAAAGUGUUGACUUUUCGGCCAAUCCGCAUCACGAGAGUGACUUCCGAUGGUACGAUAGAUCGUUGCUGGAUGCCGUCCGGUCGGAUGAGGAGCACUCCCACGUGUUUUUCCGCCUCCUGGCCCUCUGCCACACGGUCAUGGCCGAAACGGUGGACGGUAAGUUGGAGUACCAGGCCCAAAGUCCCGAUGAGGCUGCCCUCGUUUCGGCCGCUCGCAAUUUUGGCUUUGUCUUUCGCACACGAACACCGAAUAGUAUUACCAUCGAGGUGAUGGGACAAACGGAGGAAUACGAGCUCCUGAAUAUCCUCGACUUCAACAACGUCCGCAAGCGGAUGUCUGUGAUUCUCCGGCGCGGUGACUCCAUGGUGCUCUACUGCAAAGGAGCGGACAAUGUGAUAUAUGAUCGUCUGCAUGGCGGACAGGAGGACCUAAAGGCGCGCACCCAGGACCACCUUAAUAAAUUUGCCGGGGAGGGUCUACGCACUUUAGCUCUGGCUGAACGGCGUUUAACGGAGCAGUACUACAACGACUGGAGGAGUCGGCAGCAGGAGGCAGCCCUUUCGAUGGACUCGAGGGAGCAGAAGCUGAACGCCAUUUACGAGGAGAUCGAGAGCGAGAUGCAGCUGGUUGGGGUGACGGCAAUUGAGGACAAGUUGCAGGACGGCGUGCCCAAGUCAAUUGCUAAUUUGCAGAAUGCAGGGAUAAAGAUAUGGGUCCUAACCGGUGACAAGCAGGAAACUGCCAUCAACAUCGGCUACUCCUGCCAACUGCUUACGGAUGAACUUGCGGACGUCUUCAUCGUAGACGGCAAUUCGGUGGAGGAAGUGGAAAAGCAGCUGAGGCAGUUCAAGGAAUCUAUAAAGAUAUACAAUCGGUUUCGACCAGGAGGAUUUGAUGCAUUUGACCGCCUAAACAGCGACAGCAACAUGGAUCCGCUGAGCGUGACCAUGACACAAACAUCCGCCUUCAUGCAGGAGACGAACCUCCCACCCACGCCGCCUCCACCGCCUGCCAUCUCGGUGGUUACCUUUAGGUGGGAUGAGAAAAAUAAGGAUAAUAAGGGCGGACCGGACAGUGCUGAGUGCAAUGACUUGUUCGGCGAUGAGAAGGGGAGCGACGAUGGAGGCACUGCCUCCAUUGUGGUGGAUGAAAAUACAGGAUUUGCUCUGGUGGUCAAUGGUCAUUCCCUGGUGCACUGCCUUUCGCCGGAAUUGGAGAACAAAUUCCUAGACAUCGCCUCGCAGUGCAAGGCGGUCAUCUGUUGUCGGGUAACGCCACUUCAGAAGGCGCUGGUCGUCGAGCUAAUAAAGCGUGCCAAAAACGCGGUCACUCUGGCUAUUGGUGAUGGCGCCAACGAUGUGUCCAUGAUUAAAGCUGCUCACAUAGGCGUUGGAAUCUCAGGACAGGAGGGUCUUCAGGCUGUCCUCUCCAGUGACUACUCCAUAGCCCAGUUUCGAUACCUGGAGCGAUUGCUGCUUGUACAUGGUCGAUGGUCCUACUACCGCAUGUGCAAGUUCCUAAGAUACUUUUUCUACAAGAACUUUGCAUUUACACUGUGCCACUGCUGGUACUCGCUCUUCUGCGGCUUCAGCGCUCAGACGGUUUUCGACCCGAUGUUCAUAUCGGUGUAUAAUCUAUUUUACACGUCGCUACCCGUUUUGGCGUUGGGCGUCUUCGAACAGGAUGUCUCGGACAAGAACAGUCUGGAGUUUCCGCGUCUCUACACUCCGGGUCUAAAGAGCGAGUUGUUCAACAUUCGGGAGUUCAUCUAUAGUGUGUUACACGGUGCCUUCACCUCGCUGGUCCUGUUCCUGAUUCCAUAUGGCGUCUACAAGGAUGGCGUCUCGGCGAACGGAUUUAUUGUGAGCGAUCACAUGACACUCGGCGCCGUUGUGGCUACCAUACUCAUAGUGGAUAAUACAGCUCAGAUAUCUUUGUACACCUCCUACUGGACGGUUGUCAAUCAUGUGACCAUUUGGGGCAGUUUGGUUUGGUACUUUGUGCUGGACUACUUCUACAACUAUGUUAUUGGUGGCCCUUAUGUGGGCUCCUUGACGCAAGCCAUGAAGGACCUGACCUUUUGGGUCACCAUGUUGAUCACAGUGAUGGCGUUGGUGGCUCCAGUCUUGGCCUACAAGUUCUAUUUGCUCGAUGUACAUCCGAGUCUGUCUGAUAAGAUCCGACAAAAGUCUCUAAAGAAGAUCCACUCCAGAGCUUCAAGUGAUGUCAGGCGAACGGCCUCAUCACGUCGUGGUCGUCGCUCCGUACGAUCGGGAUAUGCCUUUGCCCAUCAGGAGGGCUUUGGUCGCCUGAUAACCUCCGGCAAGAUUAUGCACAAGCUGCCGCAGGACUUUGCGUUUCCCCUGGGCUUGGGCACCAAGAAAACACAGGUGCUGCACAACAACCUGAACUCGGCCGAUGGACCGAACUCUAAGACCAACAAUGUGACUGGCCAGCAUAUGGUCAACAACAACACAAAUAUGCGACAGAAUCAGAACCAGAACCACUCGUCCAUGGCGGAUAUAACGGCUGAUGGGCGGGGCCAUGGGGGAGAUGAUGGCAGAGGUAGUGGGGGCUCGGAUGAUAUGAGUCCUCGUGCUCCCUGCCAGGACUUGGAUACGAUUAAUCUCUAAGCUUUAGAUGCAGGUGCUGGAUCGGUAGCGGGUUUAGUAACAAACACCAAAAAUUUUAAUGAAUUUAAGUUAGCGGAAGGUAGGAUAAUAAUUUAAGUUUUAUUUAAAAACGUUAUCAGUAGUUUUAGAAUUUAGUAAGGGUAUAGUUAAUUUAGGUCUGUGUGAGUGUAAGACAAAAAAAUUGAACAAGUAUUAUGACGAACGCAUGUUCAAUCUCCGUGUUUCUGCUUCUUAAGUAAGUGCAUCAUAUGUUUUCUAAAUUGAUUUUAUCAGUAAUUAUGUUAAAAGUAUUUUCACUAGAAACCAGUAAAUCGUCGUACAAUGUCAUAAGAAGCCUAUUUAUUAUUACCCAUAAUCUCCCCAUUGAAACUCACUAACUGAAUAAGAAUUUCAUCGACAUUGCAUCUACACUAUUAUAACAAGGUCCUAUCCUUUCCUAUGACAAUCCAGUACUAUUAUACACAAACUCCUCGGAAGAGCACAAAAUCCCUUUUCACGUAUUUAUAUCAUCGUUGACUGCAUUUAAGAGAGUGAGCCCCCUGAAUGAUUGAUUGAGUGCUUGGCUUUAAGGAUGUAGCAUAGGUUAUACUAGAUUUAUAUUGUCAUUGGGAAACUGAAAGUGUACUUAAUUGCUUAAAGAUGUGCUGUGUGCUUAGCCAAUAUAACAGCGGUGCUUACCACCGCUCAGAGUAGCUUAUCUACAAAUAGCUGAACGAACUCUCGUCUCAAAGUCCAAUAUGCUAUAUAGUACUAACCCCAACAAAGACACAACCACACAUAGAAAAGUCCACACGUCUGUGUUCCUAAAUAGAGUUUUAGAAUCAAAGCCUAAAUUUGCCUUAGAAUGUCCCUAGGGUUAAGUCCUUUAAGCAGUAUCGGGUUUUCUAAUUAGGAUUCCCAUUAUUUUUCGGUUGUUAAAGAUGGGCAUUCGAUAAGUGGGCUGUGGGUUAAGGCAGCAACAGAGAUCUAAAGUGAUUUAAUAUUAAUGAGCACGGGAAAGUACUUUAAAGGCGCUUUUUAUAUAGCAAGGGGAUGAAGUCAUCAAUAAUACAGCGGAGUGUAUUGGGGUUAAUCAUAUUGCAUAAUAAGAAAAAUGGCUAUUGCAAAUUUAAUAGAUUAAACUUACCUUUAAUGUGCAAUUUGUUGCUAUACAAGACGAAAAGUGGAAGAAAAUAAUUAAACCAAAUAAAGAGAAAAAUUUUUAUUUUUAUCUACAAUUUUAGCCAAUGAAAAUACGCAUUAAGUACAUUUUUAAAUGAUAUAAUAAAUGCGAAUUAUUUAUAAAAUGCA